CUACGACUAUCACUACACCACAUUUCAGCUUCACUUUCUCAGUGAAAUCUGCGUUUUUCUGCUUCGAAACAUGAAAGCUUCAAUCAAGUUUCGUGAGGACCAGAAGCCAUUGUUGAGGGCUAAGGUCCCUAUCAGCAUCCUAAGCUUUCCUUUCCAAUUAGGAAUCGCCGCCGGCGAAUCCAAAGAGCUCUCUCUCAGCCUCGGCACUUUCUUCGAUGCCGGCCCCUCUAUUAAAUUCUCUUACCGGCCCAAUGAUUCGCAGAAGCCGUUCAGUUUUGUGCCGAAAACUGGACUCGGGAAUUAUGGACCUCGGAAUUCGAGCUCAGGAAGUGAUGGAGAGUCUGGUGAUUAUGUUUUGGACACGCGUCAGAAUGAGGAUGCGGAUGAAAGUAGUACUGCGAAGCAUCUGGAGUCUGCAAAUACAAUGUUCUCAUUCAUUUGGUGGAUAAUUGGAUUCUGGUGGUGAAAGCAGAUCAGGUGGUGAAGCAAUCAGGCGUC
Molecule: messenger RNA, 498 nt
Organism: Ipomoea nil (Japanese morning glory)
Lineage: Eukaryota; Viridiplantae; Streptophyta; Magnoliopsida; Solanales; Convolvulaceae
Product: E3 ubiquitin-protein ligase At1g63170-like
Exons: 2
Coding region: 71-466 (131 amino acids)
Source: RefSeq, a predicted model, not a curated record